This is a messenger RNA of Helianthus annuus (common sunflower), 2011 nucleotides long. Its product is annotated as probable receptor-like protein kinase At5g24010. Bases 146 to 1540 code for a protein of 464 amino acids. Gene Ontology annotation, molecular function: protein kinase activity. The record is from RefSeq and is a predicted model, not a curated record. The transcript has a single exon. Lineage: Eukaryota; Viridiplantae; Streptophyta; Magnoliopsida; Asterales; Asteraceae.
CCAAUUUAUUUAAGUUGAAAAAGUCUAAACACAUAAUAAUGCCAGUGGUGAACCACGCGUAAAUACACCCAAUUUUCUUUCAUCUUCUCCAUCACUACAAUCAAUUUCACAAAUCUUGAUUCAGUUUCAUCAUCAAACCCUAACAAUGAGUUUCUUCCAUCUUCUCCUUUCACUCGCAAUUUCAAUCGCCCUUGUCUCCGCUUUCUCCCCCGCCGAUCACCACCUCAUUGACUGCGGCACCACCGCCUCCACGGUGCUUGACCACGACCACCGGCCCUUCACCGGCGACGGAUCCUCUACAACCCUCUCAUCAACCAAAUCUUUAUCGUUAAAGAACUCAAACCCAGAUCCCAAUCUGUCCCCAAUUUAUCACACAGCUAGGGUUUUCACGAAACCCUCACAUUACAAAUUCAAAAUUCAAGAAAAAGGGACUCACUUGGUACGUAUUCAUUUCUAUAAAUUCGAUUUUAUGAAUAUUGGAACCACGUGUCAUGAUCAAUUUCAUGUUUCUGCUAAUGGGUAUGUGUUGUUACACAAUUACUCUGUUUCGAAAGGAAACCCUAGAAUUAAGGAUUUCUUGAUCACCGCUGAUGAAGAUGAGCUCGUGAUUAGGUUUAUUCCGGUUGAUCAAACUAGCUUUGCUUUCGUUAAUGCGAUUGAGGUGAUUUCUGCUCCUAAAGAUUUGAUUGAUAAUUUCAAGUAUGUGAGCUUUGAUCAUAAUAUGAGAUAUGCUUAUGAGAGUGUUUAUAGGGUUAGUGUUGGUGGUGUUAAAGUGACACCUUUUAAUGAUUCUUUGUGGAGAAAUUGGGUUCCUGAUGAUGAGUUUUUGAAAUUGGGUGAUGGGUCGGUCGAAAGCUAUAAAAAGAUUCACUUCGAUGGCCGGAUUAAUUACCGGGUAGGUGGUGCGAGCCGUGAAGUGGGACCGGAUAACAUGUACAACAGCGCAAGAUUGAUUUUUGGUGUGAAUGAUUCGGUCCCGAAAGUGAAUAUGACUUGGGUUUUUCCUGUGAAAAAGGGGUUUAGCUAUAUUGUAAGGUUGCAUUUCUGUGAUAUUGCAAGUAUUUCGAUUGGGUUGAUUUACUUUAAUGUGUAUAUAAAUGGGAAUUUGGUUUACGAGAAUCUGGAUCUCUCAACUCUCACAAACUAUAUGCUAGCUUCACCGUUUUAUGCUGAUUUUGUGGUUGAUUCUGAGAAGUUUUCUGAUGUUAUAAGAGUUGAUAUCGGUCCUUCAAAGUCGAGCAUGCCACAUGCGGUUGAUGGUAUGUUAAACGGUGUGGAGAUAUGGAAGAUGAGUAAUUCGAUGAGUAGUCUUGAUGGUGAAGUGUGUGUCGGCCAGUUAGAGUCCAAAAGCCAAUCGGGUGGUCAGAUGAGCCGUUUACUAUCGUUGACAGCUGCAGUAUGUUUAUUGGCAAUUGCGUUUUUGGUUAUGAGAAGAAAGGCCGUGGCCAAAGGUUUAGCUGGAUGGUCACGAGUACCCGUUGAUGUUUCUGAAAUCGAUCUUAAAUCUAGUUACCCGAAGUCUGCUGGGGUAAGUGUUUAGUUUGAAAAAUUCAUUCAAAUGCACGAAGGUGAAAAUCGAAGAACGGACACUCACGUAUGGACGUAACUACACUUCAUAACUCUAUAAACUUUUAGUACACUUGUUUUGAUUUUCUGAACUAUCAUACUUGGCUUUUCAAUUUUUCGUCACAAAUUAACUAUCGUUCUUGCGGAAGUAACAAAAGAUUAUAUAUCAUAUCUUGCAAUAUGAAUGAUGUUUUACAAGCAUGCCAAUGUUUGUCUAAUGUCAUGAUAGUAUUUUCUCAAGAACGAUGGUUUAUUUUGCGAUGAAAUCCAAUCACGAUGCUCAAAACGUCAUACUCUUGUUUUAGGACAUGUUUUCCUGCACGUUUGUUGUUUAUGCGGUAUAUAAGUUAUUGUUUUGUUGGAUUGUUGAACCGAAAAUUAUGUGUUAUUGUAGUAAUUGUCUAAUUAUGCACAAUAACAAUAUUUUAUGUAGUGUUGUGUCUCA